This is a messenger RNA of Pecten maximus, 6169 nucleotides long. RefSeq names its product histone acetyltransferase KAT6B-like. NCBI's taxonomy places the organism in Eukaryota, Metazoa, Mollusca, Bivalvia, Pectinida, Pectinidae. The record is from RefSeq and is a predicted model, not a curated record. Gene Ontology annotation, molecular function: protein binding; DNA binding.
AUGGAAGUUCAGGCGAAGAAAGACACCGAUCACUUUGAAAACAUCGAUACAAACGCCAAUACAUCGACGGAAAAGGAAUCCGAAGACAAAAUGACGUCUGUAAAAGAUCGGGACACGAUUUUGCAAAUAAUAGAUCAGCUGCGGAUGCGAAAAGCACGGCCAGAUUUGAAUCGAAUCUGCCACAUGGCUUUACGCAGAUAUGGCACUAAACACUUGGAUACGGAAGCUCAGUUGGAGAAGCUCGUCGAUUUGGGUAUUGUAGUUAAAGUAGAUUAUAAAAGCAAUGUAAGUUACAGGAAUGCUUCUAAAUGGAAAAAGAAGCCUUUUGGAAGAAAACUUCUUAAUUCCAACUGUACGAACAAAAACAUUCGAAUGGCAAUCAAAGCUUUAUUGGAACUGGGGAGCGAAGACUUAGGUGCGUCAGCGAAAGAUAUUGAGAAAUGGCUCACGGCCGAAACGGAGAGUCACCUGACGAAAAAUCAACUUCUCAUUGCGAUUGGGAGGGAAGUUGACAACGGAAGCUUGAAAAAAUUGUCGAAUGGAAACUACGUGUUAAAUAAGGGAGGUGAAAACAAGUCUAAAACCGCAGCACGGAAAAAACAGCAAGUUGCGACAGCGACGUCCAGUAAGCCCGACAAAACGGAGAAAACUGAGACGGCGAAUUCAGUUACAAGUCCGAAAUUUAAACGCGGACGUCCUCCGUCAAAGCGCAAGAAGUUCAGGAAGACGCAUGGACCAGACUUUGAGACUCAAUCUGUCAAGAAAAAAAACAACUCUGAUGAUGAAGAGGCCUCCAUUUGUGACUAUUGUUUGAAGGCUACAAGCAGUGCCUCCUUUUCUGAAGGACUAUUAACAUGCAAGGAGUGCAAAGCGACAGCCCAUCCCUCCUGUAUGGGUUACUGUGAAAGUCUGGCUAGGCGUGCACUGGAAUCGCCAUGGCAAUGCAUCGACUGCAAGACCUGCUUCGUGUGCGAGGAUUCGGGUGACCCUGAAAUGAUGUUAUUUUGUGAUGCCUGUGACAAGGGAUACCACAUGAACUGCCAUAACCCUCCACUGGAGAAGAAACCUUUAGGUAACUGGGUCUGUAGUAAAUGUGUGCUGGAAAAAAACAUGGAAACAUCUUCAGAGGGAGAAGACUUGCAAGAAUCCAAUGUCAUGGAUGACAGUCAAGUCACAGAUGGGGGAGGUGCCUCCUGUUUACCCACACCCUGUGAUUCUCCAGCCUCGGAGGAAGACGAGGAAGAAGAAAAAAUUGAACCUCUUCCAAGGAAACGUAAAACAGCAGAGGGAAGGAAGAAAUCUUUGGAUCUAGAGGGAAAAAAGGGUGAUAAAAAUGAGAAAACAAACACCAGUAUUGAUAAUGGCCAGUAUCCAGAUGCCUCAAAGUGGAAAGUGGAAGAUGUUGUGCACUUUUUUGUGAAUGUAGGAUUUCGGGAGCAGGCAGAGGCUCUUAAAGAACAGGAGAUUGAUGGACAGUCCCUACUGUUGAUGAAGAGGAGCGAUGUACUAACAGGCUUGUCAAUCAAAUUAGGUCCUGCCCUCAAGAUGUACCAACAUGUGAUGAAGCUACAGACCUCUGGUUUUGAUUUGGAGGACAGUUGACCACGAUCCUCUGAAUAGUUAAAAUUUUUAUCUUUUCUUUUUAUAAUUGAUAUGUGAUUUGUUCCAUUUUAAAAGCCAUAGCUAUGACCGAUGUUCCUGUAGCAUGUUUUUACCGGUGAUAAGUUCAUUUUAUGUUAAUAACCUGACAUGCUCAAAUAAAUUUUAUGGUUAAUGGUCAUAUAUGUUAUUUAAUAUAAGAACUUUCUGUAGAAUCAUUGUCAUUCAGAAACCAAAUAUUGGUGUUUUGCUCUUUUCUGAUAAUCUGGCUUGUCAAAGUAGAAAUAUACUAGAAGUAUACUUAUCAAUUGUGGAAUUUUGUUUACUUGGCAAGAUAUGGACAGAAAUUACCAUGUUUUCUAUAGUUAUAAAUUACAAGUAUUUAUUUUCCAAAGAUAAGCUUAUAAAUAAACACUGCAAGUUGGGAUACUAUGGAAUAAACCCAUAAUGUAAGAAGUUUUAUUUACAUAGCUGUAUGUAUCUUACCAGUAUUAGUUAUCAUAUGGAUUGAUGAAAUCAUGAUAAAAACAAUAAAUUAAUAUGGUUUUAUAAUAUUUGUAGCUCUUUCAUUUGUGACAGUAAGAACUUAAUCUAAUAUAGUUGUGCUUGCUUAAGUGUUUUGUCAAGAAUUUCCUAUUUGUUUUUCAAAGUAGUGAGGUACUGUGCUAUCAAGAAAACUGAAUGUUUUAUAAUUGAUGAUGGAAUAUACAGUGUAGUGUUCUCUUGUUUCCUGUGUAACUCUGUUGUCAUCAUGCAGUGAUUUUACUAGGUAAUAUAUAUGUCGUUAAGCCAUCUUUUAAUUAGGUAAUUAAUAUGCAAUAAGGUAUAUCCUCAUGAUGAAUACAAUGUAUGACACCUGUUCCAUGCUCUAAUCAGAUGAAUCUAACAUGAUUAUCCAUACUUUUCCAUUCCUUGUAGUUAUCUAUACUCAACAAUAGCCAGAUUUUCCAUUCAGGUGUCGUGCUAUUCAGUCAUAUGAUAGUUAUAUAAAAUUUGUGUAAAACGGAUUUGCCUCAAUGGAGACAGUCUAAAACAUUUGUGUGAGGCACAGGCGUGUCAUAGUGUCUAAUGAUAUAAAAGCCAGUAUUUUGUAUUGGUAAUUAAGGUAGAGUAAUACUUGUCAACUGUAUGCAGCUCUUGGUAUAUGCCAAGUAUAUAUGUAUAUUUCCUCCUGUAUACCGGCGUUCAUUAGUAAUUAUUGUGUUAAGACACUUUAUCACACCACUUUCCCUUGCAUAUAGGCCUUCAUACAAAGUUACUUUCCUGUUAAGGUGGAGUGUCCCAGCACUUUUCUAUUGUAUACAGGCCUUCAUAAGUUAUUGUCCUGUUAAGGUGGAGUGUCCCACCACUUUUCUACUGUAUACAGGCCUUCAUAAGUUAUUUUCCUGUUAAGGUAGAGUGUCCCAGCACUUUUCUAUUGUAUACAGGCCUUCAUAAGUUAUUGUCCUGUUAAGGUAGAGUGUCCCAGCACUUUUCUACUGUAUACAGGCCUUCAUAAGUUAUUUUCCUGUUAAGGUAGAGUGUCCCAGCACUUUUCUAUUGUAUACAGGCCUUCAUAAGUUAUUUUCCUGUUAAGGUAGAGUGUCCCACCACUUUUCUACUGUAUACAGAGAAAAUUAUGACCACCAUAGACAUCAUGAAGGGUAGCAUUAGCAUAACUGAUAAAUUCCCUGCUUUCUUAUCUUCAAAUGUUUGGGUCAAAUCCUUGUGAGCGAGUUCUACUGGUUUUGUGUAAAGGAAUCAGUGUGGAUAUAUUUCUUUUGUAUACAAUCAUCUGUUUUCAAAACAAAAAGAUCUUCGACCUUAGAAAUAUGUUUCUGCUAAUAUCAGCUAGUGUCAUUAUCAUUAAAUUGAAAGAAAAAACUCUUUGAAGUAUUGUUUUCCAGAAGAAUUGAAGCAAUGAUGUCUGUAUAGCAGAAAUAAAUCAUUGGGUGUGAACAUAUCCUUUUUAAUAUGAACCCCACCUGUUUGGUAGUAGUGUGUGUAACAUAGAACUUCUCAACAUAUUACUUUAUAAGUUCCUUGUUAACAUUUCAUGAACAUUGUACCAAAUCGAAAUUACAUCAGGAUACUAUUUGCUAGUUCCGCCAAUGUUGGAGAAUAUAAUUAAGACUUUUAAUUUGUUUAAUAUACAUACAUUAGGUAGAAUCAAUGGAUGCAUUUGGUAGUGUUGUUUGUUGCACAUUUCACAAAACUUCAUAACUUAAAUAUUUAUGAAAAUGUUACGCAAAAUUUGUACAUUUCGCAAGUCCUUUUUAAAAAGGUGUUUUGUACCUUGAGACCAAAUCAUUUUUCAUAAUCGUAAAUCAAAUUUUCUGUAAAAUUCCAAUUGGGUAUUGUUUAUCAUGCAGUAAACAAACGGUAACAACACAUUUUUUGUGUCACCUGAAAAAAACAGACAACACAGAGGUAUAAGGCAGAGUAGGUCUCUUAUAAAAGUUUGUAUUUGUGUACAUCAUUAUCUGAUUUCAUACAAUAUUAUUUUGAUUUUGUAAGUUAAGAUGGUGAAUUUGACAUAGUUAGGGAUGGUUGUAAGUUUUAAAGAUUUGUGAAAGGCUUAGUAUUUCGUAAAUUUGACUUUAUUUAAUAUGCAAAAGUUACGCAAGUUACGCAAAUUUGUAAGUUAGGAAGCUUUGUGAAACCCAGGUUGUAGUUAUGUUGAAUUUGGUGCAUUAAGAUGAUGUUAUUUUAAAGAUGUUAUAAUAUAGAAAUGACAUUUAUGUAGGCAUGUUAAGGGACUUGUUUUGUUAAUCAUAAGGCAGAAUCUGAAUGGCCAUUGUACUUGAUUUAUGUGAGCAGGAUUAUUUGAAUUACCUCCCCUUGUUUGAAGGGUUGUAUGGAAAUUAUUCAGUAAAACUAUGCUGUGUAGGUCUUUGACAUGUUAACAUAUUUUUGUUGUAUGUUAAUACUUUAGUAUUCGAUGUAUAUUUGCUCAUUAUAGUUUUAUAUAUUUUUAACUGUAAAGUAAGUUUGAGAGGAAAGUGCAUAGUUGCUGUGCAAUGGUAUUGUGUGGGUGUGGUAGACUUAGUAAGACGCUAUCUACUGGGGUUGUAUAACAAUUUACAGUAUUCAUGGUUUAUUUAGAGAUUGUGGUAAAAGGCGAUGUCAGAUGGUAUAUCUGAAUGCCUCCCAACUUCCACGCCUUCCAUAUCUGAUGUUUCUCUGUCAAAAUCCUCUACAAAAAUGUAGUUUUUUUUAAUCAUUCAUUUGGGAUUUAAGCUCAUUAUUACUCCCGAAAAAAUCUCUGAAAAGCUUUACUCUCAUGUUUAUUGGGUUUUAAACCAAUUCUUCAAUGACCACAGGCUUUUAAGGGUGUCGGCACUCAUCAGAUAGAAAAACUAGUAACUGUUUAUCUCCCUUACAAAUUGGUCAUCAGGACGGAUGUUUUUGUUAUCUAAAGUCCAUCAGACUAUUGGUGUUACUUUGUAGUUAGGAGUUUUAUUGUCCUCAAUAUACGUGUUCAUUGAAUGUGUGUCAGUUUCGAAAGAUUUGUUAACACACCCACAGACAGUCAUUACCUGAUGAUAAUGAAUGAAAAGUUGAGCAUGUAAUUUAAGAGUGAUUUUACGUAAACCAUAGUAGAAAGCUUUCAGAUUGGCCAUUUCUGACCAAAGGGUAUACAAAAUUCCCCACUAAUUUUCAUGCAUAUAUACCUUAUGGACCAUUUGUUAGUAAUGUGUCAAUUCUGCUAUCCUGAUUGAGCAAAUAUAAAAAAUAUAAGGGCUGAUUUCUGUUUACAUUCCAUUCUGUAACGUUGUUCUACUACUCUUGGCCUUGUGUGUCAGUAAUUUGUUUUUGCUGUCUUGACAACCAUCAGCAAUUCAAAACAAAAAUAAUUUGAUGGGAUGGCAUUUGUGCUUGUUUGAUUUUGAACUGUUCAACAGAUAAAGCUUGAACUCUUAUAGAAGAAUGCCUUCCAUUGCACUCCUGUGCUUAAGUGUGUGUGAUUUGACAGUAUAAUGAAGUCUGUAUGUUGUUUUUAAAUGAUGUAGCACUUCGAAGUCUGUAACUCAUUCUGCAAUCAGAAUGCUGUGAGAGACAAGUUCUGGAUGACGACAUAAUUUGGAAGAAAAAUGUAAAAUAAUGACAACUCCAAGUUUUGUAGUGCUACCAAACUUUCUGAAAGAUUAUCUCGCUGAAAAAAAUCUGCCAUAUAUAUUUAGCAUGUAAAUGAAUUCGGACUUAUGUUUCAUUAUCGUUGAUUAGCGUUGAUACUCUUCCAAAAAAAAACUGUUCUGAGUGACUUGUUAGUAAUAUAGUAGGCUAUGAUUAUUUUCCUGGAUGAAAGAACGGUGUAAAAGGAGGCAAAGAAAUGUCAUAAGAUAUAUGUGGAUGUUUAGAAAAUGUACGACAACAAAAUUGGAACAAAAUGUGUUUAAGUUAUAAGCUUUGCAAAUUGUAGAAAAGGGAUUAGACACUAUAAAACGUAUAACUCCCACAGAGCUGUGUGAUUAUUGAAGAAUAAAUACAAGAUAAAAACACUUGAAAUACAUGAAUUCAACAUGUAUAUGCAUCAUAUAAAUUCUGAUAUUGAUUCAAACACUUGUACCUAAUUGUGUACACACCCCAC